GGCGGCCUGAGGUGGCGGCGGCUCCGCUCCCACCCUCCGACCAUGCACAGCCUGGCCACGGCCGCGCCUGUGCCAACAGCACUGGCUCAGGUUGACCGUGAGAAGAUCUACCAGUGGAUCAAUGAGCUGUCCAGCCCUGAGACACGGGAGAAUGCGCUGCUGGAGCUGAGCAAGAAGCGCGAGUCCGUGCCGGACCUGGCCCCGAUGCUGUGGCACUCGUUUGGCACCAUCGCUGCACUCCUUCAGGAAAUUGUAAAUAUUUAUCCAUCAAUCAACCCUCCGACUUUGACAGCCCAUCAGUCCAACAGAGUCUGCAAUGCUUUAGCUCUACUACAGUGUGUUGCAUCACACCCUGAAACAAGAUCAGCUUUUCUGGCAGCUCAUAUUCCUCUCUUCCUGUACCCCUUCCUGCACACGGUCAGCAAGACCCGUCCGUUUGAGUACCUGCGGCUCACAAGCCUCGGAGUCAUUGGGGCCUUGGUGAAAACGGAUGAGCAAGAAGUUAUAAAUUUCUUAUUGACAACAGAAAUUAUCCCCCUGUGCUUACGUAUUAUGGAGUCUGGCAGUGAGCUCUCCAAAACGGUUGCUACGUUUAUUCUUCAGAAAAUCCUCCUGGAUGACACAGGGCUGGCAUAUAUCUGUCAGACUUAUGAGCGGUUUUCCCACGUUGCCAUGAUACUGGGUAAAAUGGUCCUGCAGCUCUCCAAGGAGCCAUCGGCACGGCUGCUGAAACACGUCGUCCGCUGCUACCUUCGCCUUUCCGAUAACCCCAGGGCACGUGAAGCUCUCAGGCAGUGCCUUCCUGACCAGCUGAAGGACACCACCUUUGCCCAGGUCCUGAAGGAUGACACCACCACAAAGCGCUGGCUGGCUCAGCUCGUCAAGAACCUGCAGGAGGGUCAAGUCACUGACCCACGGGGCAUCCCUCUUCCUCCGCAAUGACUGCUGGGGGAGGUGGGGCUCUGGGGAAGAAACAGCUCAGGUUUACAAAGAACCAGGAACAGGUGACCUCUUCUGCAACAAACUGGGCACGCCAGCUGGCUGCUGGCCUGUCGGACCAUACCACCCAGCCAAAGGGCUGCUCUGUAGCAGUGCAGCAAGCCUCCGGGGAUCCCAACACCAGCAAAUGCUGAUACUGCAGCUUCAAAAAAAUCAAUAAAAACAAUCUGUGUAGAUCCCAGUCUCUCCGGGAGGCUUGGGUGGCAUCUCUUCCCCUACCUCCAGGCAGGGGGUAGUGCAGAUGUCCACUCUUCCAGCAAACUCAGCCUCUGCCCAACUGGUGCACAACAGCAGGUAUGUGCACCAUGUCCCUCCAGUUCUUUGUCAGUUCUUGUUUACAUGUCUGUUUAAAUGAGUGAACUGAAUAAAAGCUGAUCCAGUUGUUUUAUCCCCUCCUUACACUGCUACUCAGCUGCCGGUAGUCCAGGGACAGCUUUUUUCUCUGCCAGCACAUCCUUGCUCCUGGCUCUGCAUCCAUCUGGCACAGUGAGCUUCUCUCUUCCUUUCCUUUGGCAUGGAGGCAGUGGCUGCAGCCAGGCCACUGCGGUGCUUGCCCCAGGAGGAGGGGUGGAUUACUUGCAGUGAACCCAUGUGUCAUCAGGUUGCUUCACAGAGCUCUGGGGAAGGAGAAGACAGCAGGAUUGUGACUCCUGUGCUGUAAAUAGUUCACUCCCACAGCUGAUCAGCGGCCCGAGGCUGAUGUGUGCUGGCCUCUCAUCUAGACCUGGGAAGGCUGCUGGCUGGCUUGUCACAUGGAGCUCAGUGUGAGGGCACCUGCCUUGAGGUGGUGGUCAGGCCACCGACUGAUCUCCUGCUGCCUGCAGGCUCCAGGUAUGCUGCCUUCUGCUCCCGCUGCUGCCCGCCAGGCGCCUCUCAGUCCUGUCCUUCCCU
Melozone crissalis (California towhee) is the source of this 1890-nucleotide messenger RNA. RefSeq names its product CCR4-NOT transcription complex subunit 9 (gene CNOT9). Gene Ontology annotation, biological process: negative regulation of translation; mRNA catabolic process. Bases 43 to 942 code for a protein of 299 amino acids. The transcript is spliced from 8 exons. Gene Ontology annotation, cellular component: P-body; CCR4-NOT core complex; CCR4-NOT complex. Lineage: Eukaryota; Metazoa; Chordata; Aves; Passeriformes; Passerellidae. The record is from RefSeq and is a predicted model, not a curated record.